CAGCAGCGGGCGGCGGCGCGAGCCGAGCUGGGAGAUGGCGGCAGCGGCGGUGGAGCGGAGAGUGUGAGCGCCGCCCGGGAGCCGCCGGCCCGGGCGCAGUGCGACCCCGACCCCGCCCGCCCGCCCGCCCGCCAUGGGCAACGAGGCCAGCCUGGAGGGCGGCGCGGGCGAAGGGCCGCUGCCCCCCGGAGGCUCUGGGCAGGGUCCGGGCCCCGGAGCAGGGAAGCCUCCUUCAGCACUAGCUGGCGGCGGACAGCUCCCCGCGGCUGCCGCUGCGCGAGCGACCGGACCCCCGGCCCCUGGCCUCGGGCCCAUCCCCGGCCCCGGCCCCGGCCCCGGCCCGAGCAGUGUUUCCCGGAGACUGGACCCCAAGGAGCCCCUGGGCAGCCAGAGAGCAACUUCCCCAACCCCAAAGCAAGCUUCUGCUCCUGCUCCUGGCCGAGAGAGCCCCCGAGAGACGAGGGCCCAAGGCCCAUCAGGCCAGGAGGCUGAUGGUCCCCGCAGGACACUGCAGGUAGACAGCAGGACACAGAGAUCAGGACGGUCCCCCUCCGUGUCGCCAGACAGAGGCAGCACCCCCACGUCACCCUACUCCGUCCCGCAGAUCGCUCCCCUUCCCAGCAGCACCCUGUGUCCUAUAUGCAAGACCUCGGACCUCACGUCGGCCUCCAGCCAGCCAAACUUCAACACCUGCACCCAGUGUCACAACAAAGUCUGCAACCAGUGUGGGUUCAACCCCAACCCUCACCUCACCCAGGUGAAGGAAUGGCUCUGUUUGAACUGUCAGAUGCAGAGGGCUCUGGGAAUGGACAUGACCACUGCGCCUCGAUCCAAGAGCCAGCAGCAGCUACACUCCCCGGCCCUGUCUCCUGCCCACUCCCCAGCCAAACAGCCUCUGGGGAAGCCAGAGCAAGAGCGAUCUCGGGGUCCAGGGGCCACACAGUCUGGUCCCCGCCAGGCUGAAACAGCCAGGGCCACCUCAGUGCCUGGGCCUACCCAGGCGACUGUCCCUUCAGAGGUGGGGAGGGUGUCUCCUCAGCCCUCUCUCUCCACCAAGCCUUCCACAGCUGAGCCCAGGCCGCCUGCAGGAGAGGCCCAGGGCAAAAGUGCCACCACAGUGCCCCCCGGGCUUGGUGCUGGUGAACAGACCCAGGAGGGCCUCACCGGGAAGCUCUUUGGCCUCGGAGCAUCGUUGCUGACCCAGGCAAGCACCCUCAUGUCUGUGCAGCCAGAGGCUGACGCCCAGGGCCAGCCUUCCCCUAGUAAGGGGCCACCCAAGAUUGUCUUCAGUGAUGCCAGCAAGGAGGCUGCUCCAAGACCCCCAGGCUCGGGGCCUGGGCCUGGGCCAACACCUGGAGCCAAAACUGAGCCUGGGGCUAGAACAGGUCCUGGAUCAGGGCCUGGAGCUCUGGCAAAAACUGGAGGAACAGCCAGUCCAAAGCACGGCAGAGCAGAACACCAGGCAGCACCCAAGGCUGCUGCCAAGCCAAAGACCACGCCGAAGGAAAGGGCCGCCUGCCCACUGUGCCAAGCCGAGCUCAACGUGGGUGGCAAGGGCCCCGCCAACUACAACACCUGCACCAGCUGCCGGCUGCAGGUGUGCAACCUGUGCGGCUUCAACCCGGCGCCCCACCUGGUGGAGAAAUCAGAGUGGCUCUGUCUGAACUGCCAAACCAAGCGGCUGCUGGAGGGUGGCCUCGGGGAGCCAGCCCCGCUGCCACUGCCCACUUCACAGCAGCCUCCUGCAGGAGUCCCUCACCGUGCAGCUGGAGCAGCCCCUCUGAAGCAGAAAGGGCCACAGGGGCUGGGCCAGCCCUCAGGUUCCCUGCCUGCCAAGGCCAGCCCUCAGGCCACCAAGGCCAGCCCUCAGGCCACCAAGGCCAGCCCUCAGGCCAAGCCCCUCAGGGCUUCUGAACCCAGUAAGACCUCUAGCGGUGCCCAGGAAAAGAAGACAGGAAUCCCUGCUAAAGCUGAGCAGAAGCCACCUCCAGAGACUACCGUGCCUCCCGCUCCCGGGACUCCGAAAGCAAAAAGCGGGGUGAAAAGGACUGAACCUGCUACUCCAGUCACCAAGCCUGUUCCAGAAGCUCCCAAGGGUGGGGAGGCUGAGGAACCGGUCAGCAAGCCUUACUCGCAGGACCUGUCUCGAAGCCCACAGAGCCUGAGCGACACCGGCUAUUCCUCUGACGGCGUCUCCAGCUCCCAGAGUGAGAUCACGGGGGUCGUCCAGCACGACGCGGAGCAGCUUGACAGUGCAGGGGUGACGGGGCCCCGCCCGCCCAGCCCCUCGGAGCUCCACAAAGUGGGGAGUAGCAUGCGCCCCUCCCUGGAGGCCCAGGCGGGGGCACCCGGCGGGGAGUGGAGCAAGCCACCCCGCGGCAGUGCCCUUGAAGACCAGAAACGGCGUCCCCACUCCUUGUCCAUCAUGCCCGAGGCCUUCGACUCUGACGAGGAGCUGCAGGAUAUCCUCGAGGAGGAGGCCUCCCUGGCGUGGGGGCGGCAGAGGGAGCCGCAGGACACGGCCGAGUCUUCCGACGACUUCGGCAGCCAGCUGAGGCACGACUACGUGGAGGACAGCAGCGAGGGCGGCCUGUCCCCUCUCCCACCCCAGCCCCCGGCCAGGGCAGAGAUGACGGACGAGGACUUCAUGCGGAGGCAGAUCCUGGAAAUGAGCGCGGAGGAGGACAACCUGGAGGAAGAGGACGCCGCUGUGUCCGGGCGGGGCCCGGCCAAACAGAAGGGAGGCGCCAGGCCCAGGCCCGAAUCCAGCCAAGAGCCGCCCAGGAGGCGCCUCCCCCACAACGCCACCACAGGCUACGAGGAGCUCCUGGCUGAGGGGGGCCCAGCGGAGCCCGACGGCGGCGCCCUGCAGGGCGGCCUCAGGCGCUUCAAGACCAUCGAGCUCAACAGCACGGGCGGCUACGGCCACGAGCUGGACCUGGGCCAAGGCCCCGAUGCCAGCCUGGACCGCGAGCCCGAGCUGGAGAUGGAGAGCCUCACAGGCUCGCCCGAAGACCGCUCCCGCGGCGAGCACUCCUCCACCCUGCCAGCCUCCACGCCCAGCUACACGUCGGGCACCUCGCCCACCUCCCUGUCCUCCCUGGAGGAGGACAGCGACAGCAGCCCAAGCCGCCGGCAGCGGCUGGAGGAGGCCAAGCAGCAGCGCAAGGCCCGGCACCGCUCCCACGGGCCCCUGCUGCCCACCAUCGAGGACUCCUCGGAGGAGGAGGAGCUGCGGGAGGAGGAGGAGCUGCUCCGCGAGCAGGAGAAGAUGCGGGAGGUGGAGCAGCAGCGCAUCCGCAGCACCGCGCGCAAGACCCGGCGCGACAAGGAGGAGCUCCGGGCCCAGCGGCGGCGCGAGCGCUCCAAGACGCCGCCCAGCAACCUGUCGCCCAUCGAGGACGCGUCCCCCACCGAGGAGCUGCGGCAGGCGGCCGAGAUGGAGGAGCUGCACCGCUCCUCGUGCUCCGAGUACUCCCCGUCCCCGUCCCUCGACUCGGAGGCCGAGGCCCCCGACGGCGGCCCCGCCCGGCUCUACAAAUCGGGCAGCGAGUACAACCUGCCCGCCUUCAUGACCCUCUACUCGCCCACCGAGGCCCCGGCGGGGGGCUCCGCCGCGCCCAGCGCCGGGCGGCCCCUGAAGAGCGCCGAGGAGGCCUACGAGGACAUGAUGAGGAAGGCCGAGCUGCUCCAGCGGCAGCAGGGCCAGGCGGCGGGGGCCCGGGGUCCCCACGGCGGCCCCCCGCAGCCCGCGGGCCCCUUCGACUACGGAGACUCCCGGGAGCACGGCUACGGCAGGGCGCCCCCGGCCGCCGAGGGCCCUCCCGCAGGCCCGGGCGCCGCCUACGCCGACGGCCUCCCGCCGCAGGGCCCGGCCCGCACGCGGCAGGCCUCCCCGCGGGACCUGGCCUUGGCGGAGGACAAGAAGAAGGAGACGCAGUUUCUCAACGCCGACAGCGCGUUCCUGGACCCGAUGAGGCAGAACGGCGGCCCGCUCACCCCCGGCACCAGCCCCACCCAGCUUGCGGCGCCCGUGUCCUUUUCCGCCUCCACCACCUCGGACGGCAGUGGCGGCCGGGUCAUUCCCGACGUCCGGGUCACCCAGCAUUUUGCGAAAGAGCCUCAGGAGCCCGUCAAGCUUCACAGCUCCCCCGUCUCCCCGGGCCUGGCCUCCAAGGAGGUGGGCGUGACCUUCGCCCAGGGCCCGGGGCCACCAGCCACCACCGCCGUGGCCCCUUGUCCAGCCAGCCUGCCGCGGGGGUAUAUGACUGCAGCGCCCCCAGCUGGCGCCGAGCGCGGCCCGUCUCCAUCUGCCACGGCACACAGCUACGGACAGCCCCCAACCACUGCUAACUACGGGUCCCAAACGGAGGAGCCGCCUCCCGCUCCCGGUGGCCCUGCCGCCAGCGCGCGGGCCUCCAGAGAGAAGCCCCCGAGUGGGGGUGAUGGUGAGGCUGGUGCCCCCCAGCCUCCCCGGGGCUAUUCUUACUUCACAGGCUCUAGCCCGCCUCUCUCCCCGGCCACCCCCUCAGAGAGCCCCACAUUCUCUCCAGGCAAGCUGGGCCCGAGGCCCACAGCAGAGUUCUCCACACAGACGCCAAGCCCAACACCUCCCUCUGACGUUCCACGGAGCCCUGGCGCCCCGUCCCCCAUGGUCGCCCAGGGCACACAGACACCACACCGACCUAGCACCCCUCGCCUGGUGUGGCAGCAGUCUUCCCAGGAGGCUCCUGUGAUGGUCAUCACGCUAGCGUCGGAUGCUUCCAGCCAGACCGGAAUGGUGCACGCCAGUGCCUCCACGUCCCCGCUGUGCUCGCCCACCGACUCGCAGCCCACCUCCCACAGCUACAGCCAGACGACGCCUCCAAGCGCAGCCCAGAUGCCCUCAGAACCGGCCGGGCCGCCCGGUUUCCCACGAGCGCCCAGCGCCGGCGCCGACGGGCCGCUGGCGCUGUACGGCUGGGGUGCCCUCCCUGCUGAAAACAUCUCACUGUGCCGGAUCUCCUCUGUCCCGGGAACUUCUCGGGUUGAGCCGGGCCCCAGGCCCCCGGGCAGCGCGGUGGUAGACCUCCGCACAGCCGUCAAGCCCACGCCCAUCAUCCUCACCGACCAGGGUAUGGACCUGACCUCUCUCGCUGUGGAGGCCAGGAAGUACGGCCUGUCCCUGGAUCCAGUUCCGGGACGCCAGUCCACGGCUGUGCAGCCUCUGGUCAUUAACCUCAACGCCCAAGAGCAGACCCACACCUUCCUGGCCACCGCCACCACCGUGAGCAUCACCAUGGCCUCGUCUGUGCUCAUGGCUCAGCAGAAGCAACCCGUGGUGUACGGAGACCCCUUCCAGAGCCGCCUUGACUUUGGCCAGGGUUCGGGUAGCCCUGUGUGCCUGGCCCAGGUCAAGCAAGUAGAGCAGGCUGUCCAGACAGCCCCCUACCGAGGAGGGCCCCGGGGAAGACCCAGGGAGGCUAAGUUCGCCAGGUACAACCUCUCCAACCAGGUCACGCCUCUGGCCAGAAGGGACAUUUUGAUCACUCAGAUGGGCACCGCCCAGAGUGUUAGCCUAAAGCCUGGACCGGUGCCCGAGCCUGGUGCCGAGCCCCACCGGGCUACUCCUGCAGAGCUCCGGCCACAUGCGCUGCCGGGCGCCAGGAAGCCACACGCAGUGGUGGUGCAGAUGGGAGAAGGCGCGGCCGGCGCCGUGACUACCCUGCUCCCGGAGGAGCCCGCGGGAGCCCUGGAUCUCACUGGAAUGCGGCCCGAGAGCCAGCUGGCGUGCUGCGACAUGGUCUACAAGUUCCCCUUCGGCAGCAGCUGUGCCGGCACCUUCCAUCCCGCCCCCGGCGCAGCGGACAAGAGCGUGGCUGAUGCCGCCCCGCCUGGCCAGAGCGGCGGCCCCUUCUACAGUCCCAGAGACCCGGAGCCCCCUGAACCCCUCACCUUCCGGGCCCAGGGGGUGGUGGGCCCCGGGUCCCAUGAAGAACAGAGGCCCUACCCCCAGGGCCUGCCCGGGAGGCUGUAUUCCUCCAUGUCUGACACCAACUUGGCCGAAGCUGGCCUCAACUACCAUGCACACAGGAUCGGGCAGCUCUUCCCGGGCCCUGGCAGAGACGCGGCAGUGGACCUCAGCUCCCUGAAGCACUCUUACAGCCUGGGCUUUGCCGACGGGCGCUACUUAGGGCAGGGCUUGCAGUACGGCUCGUUCACGGACCUGCGUCACCCCACAGACCUUUUGGCGCACCCACUUCCCAUGCGGCGCUACAGCUCCGUGUCCAACAUCUAUUCAGACCACCGCUAUGGCCCCCGGGGCGAUGCAGUCGGCUUCCAGGAGGCCAGCCUGGCCCAGUACAGUGCCACCACGGCCCGAGAGAUCAGCCGAAUGUGCGCCGCCCUCAACUCCAUGGACCAGCACGGCGGGCGGCAUGGCGGCGGCGGCGGCGGGCCGGACCUCGUGCAGUAUCAGCCCCCGCACGGGUCCGGACUCAGUGCGCCCCAGGGGCUGGCUCCUCUCAGGUCUGGCCUCCUUGGCAACCCCACCUACCCAGAGGGACAACCAAGCCCUGGGAACCUGGCCCAGUACGGGCCUGCGGCGAGCCAGGGCCCCGCCGUCAGGCAGCUGCUCCCGUCCACGGCCACCGUGCGCGCAGCGGAUGGCAUGAUCUACUCGACUAUCAACACCCCGAUCGCGGCCACCCUCCCCAUCACCACCCAGCCCGCCUCGGUCCUGCGGCCCCUGGUGCGCGGGGGCGUGUACAGGCCUUACGUGUCCGGCGGGGUCACGGCCGUGCCCCUGAGCAGCCUGACCCGGGUGCCCGUGAUUGCGCCCCGGGUACCCCUCGGACCAGCGGGGCUGUACCGUUACCCCGCGCCGAGGUUCCCCAUCGCGGCCAGCAUUCCUCCCGCCGAGGGGCCCGUCUACCUGGGGAAGCCGGCCAAGGCCGCGGGCACGGGGGCCCCGCCGAGGCCCGAGCCGCCCGCGGGGGCCGCCCGCGAGGAGCCCCUCCCCGCAGCCGCCCCUGCCGCCGCCGGCAAGGAAGCCCCGGCCGCCCCCGCCCCGGCCGCCCCGCCCGGCCCGAAGCCCCCGGCCGACGCCCCGGCCGCGGCGGGCGGCGCAGCCCGGGCCGGGCCCGAGAAGGACGAGGCGGCCCAGGAGGAGCGCCAGCGCCGGCAGCAGGAGCAGCGGCUGCAGCUGGAGCGGGAGCGCGUGGAGCUGCAGAAGCUGCGGCAGCUGCGGCUGCAGGAGGAGCUGGAGCGCGAGCGCGUGGAGCUGCAGCGGCACCGCGAGGAGGAGCAGCUGCUGGUGCAGCGGGAGCUGCAGGAGCUUCAGACCAUCAAGCAGCACGUGCUGCAGCAGCAGCAGGAGGAGCGCCAGGCGCAGUUCGCGCUGCAGCGGGAGCAGCUGGCCCAGCAGCGGCUGCAGCUGGAGCAGAUCCAGCAGCUGCAGCAGCAGCUGCAGCAGCAGCUGGAGGAGCAGAAGCAGAGGCACAAGGCCCCCUUCCCCGUCAGCUGCGAGGCGGCCGGCCGAGGGCCGCCCCCGGCCGCCCCCGAGCUGGCCCAGAACGGCCAGUACUGGCCCCCGCUGACCCACGCGGCCUUCGCGGCGGCGGCGCCCGAGGGGCCGGCCCGGGAGCCCGCGGUGGCCCGGGGCCUCCCCAGCUCGGCCUCGGACCUGUCGCUGCAGACGGACGAGCCGUGGGAGGCGGGCCGCGGCGGCCUGAGGAAGCGCCACUCCAUGCCGCGCCUGCGCGACGCCUGCGAGGCGGAGGCCGAGCCCCGCGCGGCGCGGAGAAUCGCCGACAGCAGCGUGCAGACGGACGACGAGGAGGGCGAGGGCCGCUACCUCGUGAGCCGGCGGCGCCGGGCGCGGCGCAGCGCCGACUGCAGCGUGCAGACGGACGACGAGGACAACGCCGAGUGGGAGCAGCCGGUGCGCCGCCGCCGGCCCCGCCCGCCCCGCCACGCCGACGCCGGCCCGGACGGCAAGCACGACGCCGGCGCCACCCCGGCCGCCGCCGCCGCCGCCAGGGCCGUGAGCAGCGUGGGCAUCCAGACCAUCAGCGACUGCUCCGUGCAGACGGAGCCCGAGCAGCUGCCCAGGGUGUCCCCCGCCAUCCACAUCACGGCCGCCACCGACCCCAAGGUGGAGAUCGUCAGGUACAUAUCGGCGCCCGAGAAGACCGGGCGCGGGGAGAGCCUGGCCUGCCAGACCGAGCCGGAUGGGCAGGCCCAGGGUGUGGCUGCACCGCAGCUCGUAGGACCGACCGCCAUCAGCCCCUACCUACCCGGCAUCCAGAUAGUAAGCCCGGGGCAGCUGGGCAGAUUUGAGAAGAAGAAGCCGGACCCCCUGGAGAUCGGGUACCAGGCCCACCUGCCCGUGGAGUCCCUGUCACAGCUCGUGGGCCGCCAGGCUCCCAAGUCUCCACAAGUGCUCUACUCGCCAGUGUCGCCCCUGUCCCCACACCGGCUCCUGGACGCCUCGUUCGCUUCCAGCGAGAGGCUGAACAAGGCCCACGUGAGCCCCCAGAAGCACUUCCUGGCCGACAGCGCGCUUCACCAGCAGACCCUGCCUCGCCCCAUGAAGACCCUGCAGCGGUCCCUGUCUGACCCUAAGCCCCUGAGCCCCACGGCCGAGGAGUCCGCCAAAGAGAGAUUCUCCCUCUACCAGCACCAGGGGGGACUAGGUAGCCAGGUGUCGGCGCUGCCACCCAACGGCCUGGUCCGCAAGGUGAAGCGGACCCUGCCCAGCCCCCCUCCAGAGGAAGCUCACCUUCCCCUGGCUGGCCAGGCGCCCUCACAGCUGUACGCUGCCAGUCUGCUGCAGCGAGGCUUGGCGGGGCCCGCCGCCGUCCCCGCCACCAAGGCCAGCCUGCUCCGGGAGCUGGACCGGGACCUGCGGCUGGUGGAGCACGAGUCCACCAAGCUGCGCAAGAAGCAGGCGGAGCUGGACGAGGAGGAGAAGGAGAUCGAUGCCAAGCUCAAGUACCUAGAGCUGGGCAUCACCCAGCGCAAAGAGUCUUUGGCCAAAGACCGGGGCGGCCGGGACUACCCACCGUUACGCGGCCUGGGCGAGCAUCGCGACUACCUGUCUGACAGUGAGCUCAACCAGCUGCGGCUGCAGGGCUGCACCACGCCCGCGGGCCCGUAUGCGGACUACCCUGCCUCCGCCGCUGUGGCCGCCACGCCCUCCGGCGCCGCCGCCUUCCAGCCGCCGCCGCCGCGGCUCCCACCUGCAGCCCCGCAGUACACGGCGGGCGCUAGUGGACCAACUCAGAACGGAUUUCCAGCCCACCAGGCCCCCGCCUACACUGGCCCUAGCACCUACCCAGCAUCUGCUUUCCCCCCUGGAACCAGCUAUCCAGCGGAGGCUGGCCUGCCCAGCCAGCAGGCUUUCCACCCCCCAGGCCAUUACGCAGCCCCAGCACCCAUGCCAACCACGCAGAGCGCCCACUUUCCAAUCCAAGCUGACAGCCGCGCCCCCCACCAGAAGCCCCGUCAGACCUCGCUAGCCGACUUGGAGCAGAAGGUACCCACCAAUUACGAGGUGAUCGCCAGCCCUGCCGUAGCCGUGUCUUCGGCCCCCUCUGACGCUAGCUACAGCGGUCCAGCCGUGAGCAGCAGCUACGAGCCGGGCAAGGGCCCCGAGCACCCCCGGGGCGGUGACCGAGGCGCCGUGAGCCAGAGCCCAGCCCCUGCCUAUCCCUCCGACUCCCACUACACCAGCCUGGAGCAGAACGUUCCUCGGAACUACGUGAUGAUUGACGACAUCAGCGAGCUGACAAAGGACAGCGCCCCCGCUGCCCCGGAGAGCCAAAGGCUGGAGCCUUUGGGGCCAGGUGGAGUGGGCGCGCGGCCCGGCAAGGAGCCCGGAGAGCCAGCCGGCCUGGAGGGGCCUGCGCUGCCCUGCUGCUAUGGCCGGGCCGAGGAGGAAUCUGAGGAGGACUCCUACGACCCCCGUGGGAAAGCCGGCCCGCACCGGAGCCUGGAGAGCAACGGCCGGCCGGCCAGCACCCCCUAUUACGGUGACAGUGACUACAGGCAUGGGGCUCGGGCGGACAAGUACGGCCCAGGGCCCGCGGGGCCCAAGCAUCCCUCCAAGAGCCUGGCCCCCGCCGCCAUCCCCUCAAAGCGCAGCAAGCACCGGAAGCAAGGCCUGGAGCAGAAGAUCUCCAAGUUCUCGCCUAUCGAGGAGGCCAAGGACGUGGAGUCCGACCUGGCCUCCUACCCCUCGCCCGCUGUUAGCAGCAGCCUGCCCUCCCGGGGCAGAAAGUUCCAGGAUGAGAUCACCUACGGCCUCAAGAAGAACGUGUACGAGCAGCAGAGGUACUACGGGGCGUCCAGCCGGGACCUGGUGGAGGAAGAUGAGCGCGUGUACGGCGGCAGCCGGUCCCGCGUGGCAUCCGCCUACAGUGGGGAGAAGCUGUCUAGCCACGAUUUCGGCAGCCGAGGCAAAGGGUACGAACGGGAACGGGAGGCCGUGGAGCGACUUCAGAAGGCGGGCCCCAAGCCCUCAUCCCUGAGCAUGGCGCACGGCCGGGCCCGGCCCCCCAUGAGGAGCCAGGCCUCGGAGGAGGAGAGCCCCGUGAGCCCCUUGGGGCGGCCCCGCCCUGCAGGAGGCGCCCUUCCCCCCGGGGAUACCUGCCCGCAGUUCUGCUCCAGCCACUCCAUGCCUGACGUCCAGGAACAUGUCAAGGAUGGGCCGCGGGCCCACGCAUAUAAGCGUGAGGAGGGCUACAUCCUGGAUGACUCCCACUGCGUGGUUUCUGACAGCGAAGCGUAUCACCUGGGCCAGGAGGAGACAGACUGGUUUGAUAAGCCCCGAGAUGCCCGCUCCGACCGGUUCAGGCACCAUGGGGGCCAUGCAGUCUCCUCCUCCCAAAAGCGAGGCCCUGCCAGGCACAGCUACCAUGACUACGAUGAGCCCCCUGAGGAGGGCCUGUGGCCUCAUGAUGAGGGUGGUCCAGGCCGCCAUACCUCAGCCAAGGAACACCGGCACCAUGGUGACCACGGGAGGCACUCAGGCCGCCAUGCCGGUGACGAGCCGGGGCGGCGUGCUGCCAAACCACAUCCUCGGGACAUGGGUCGCCACGAGACCCGGCCUCACCCUCAGGCCAGCCCUGCCCCUGCCAUGCAGAAGAAGGGUCAGCCGGGGUACCCCAGCUCUGCUGAUUACUCCCAGCCAUCCCGUGCUCCGUCGUCAUACCAUCAUGCCUCCGACAGCAAGAAGGGCUCUCGGCAGGCCCACUCUGGGCCUGCACUGCAGCCAAAGCCAGAAGCCCAGGCACAGCCCCCGAUGCAAGGUCGGCAGGCAGCUCCCGGACCACAGCAGUCACAGCCACCAUCAUCCAGGCAGACGCCCUCCGGCGCAGCAUCGCGCCAGCCACAGACACAGCAGCAGCAGCAGCAGCCACCGCCGCAGCAGCAGCAACAGCAACAAGGUCUUGGGCAACAAGCUCCCCAGCAGGCGCCACCAUCACAGGCUCGGCUGCAGCAACAGAGCCAGCCAGCCACCAGGGGCUCAGCCCCUGCCGCCAGCCAGCCAGCAGGGAAACCUCAGCCAGGCCCCACCACAGCCCCAGGGGCCCAGCCAGCAGGACUGCCACGUGCAGAGCAGGCAAGCGCCUCUAAAGCGGCAGCCAAAACACCCCAACAGGGGCGGGCUCCUCAGGCCCAGCCAACUCCAGGACCUGGACCCACAGGGGUGAAGCCUGGAGCCAGGCCUGGGGGGACCCCAGGAGCUCCUGCUGGUCAGCCAGGGGCAGAGGGAGAGAGUGUAUUCUCUAAAAUCCUUCCCGGUGGGGCAGCAGAGCAGGCUGGGAAGCUGACAGAAGCUGUCUCUGCUUUUGGCAAAAAAUUUUCCUCGUUCUGGUGAUUGUAUCCAGAAGGGCUUCUGAAGACCCGAAGAAAGAUGGUCUCAUUGCUGUGGAAAAACCUCUGGAGUCAAAGGCCUGGGCGCAGCUCUGGACUCUGCGUAUAACACAUCUACAAUCUGGCAAACCCUUGGUCCAAAGAUUCCUACCAGGUGGGCCACAGCAGACAGGCCUCAGCAGUGCAUGGGAUGUUUUCUAACAGCAACUACCUGGGUGAAGCCUCUGCUGGACCAGUGGGACCAUAGGCUUGGGGGAACUUUCAUGUCUUUCCAGAGACUCUGCCUUUCUCAGGCCAGUCGUCCUUGGGCGAGAGGAGCCCUCAGCAGAACUCGGAUGCUGCUGUGGCUGUCUCCUGCUCUUCCGGCAGCCUCCUGUGGCCUGGCCAACCAGGCUUCCAAUGCGUUAUACACAGAGUUUGGGUGCACACUGCCCUCCCUCUAAGAUGCCAGAAGUUUUUUCCACAGCCUUGGAGAGGGGCUUUGACUGAGGGCUGGGGUCCCUGGGCUCCGAUUCCUUCACAUUCCAGCUGGCCCGGAUCCCUCUGUGGCCAUAAGGCCUUGCCCCCUUCACCCUGCCCUCUGGGUGACACUGGAGCAGACCUCCCCAUGGCCAGCAUGGGUUUGGGAGAACUUUACAAACAUUAGGACCUAACACUGUCUCAUUGCUGAAAUAAGAGGCCAUAGCACCGAGAAGCAGCGUGGGCACCGGCUGAGGCGUCUCCCAGCCCUUGGAUGGCAGCGUAACUGGGCAUGCCUGCCAUCAUCUUAAAGCCAUCCCCCCAGCCAUCGUGAGUAUCCCAGAAGCACCGCCAUCGUCUCGACCAGCCGGCUCCUCAUCUGUACACCUGGGGAUUUCUUUUGAUUUCAAGAACAGCCUUAAUCAUUCCAGUUUGAUUUACAUGUAUACCUCAUGAACAUUUCUUUUUGUUAUUUUUUUCUCUCCCUUUUUUUUCCCCCUUUGCUUCCAUCCCUUUGUCUCUCCCCUCCUCCACCUUGUGACUGAUGGUUUGGUUUCCUCUCUGCUCUGCCCCUGCUCAGCACAGGGAGAAAUGUUGAUUAUGAAGCAAUAGCGGGCAGCAGGCCACCAAGAGCACAAACCCAGGGCGAGGUCUAGGGAGGCCCCUCAGCCCGCCCGUUUACUGUGCAAUUCCAGUCCUUCUUAAGCCAUCAGCAGUGGGUGUGCUCAGGGCAGAGGAGGCAGGGCUUCUGCGCCGGCAAGGGAAAGGCUCAGAACCCUGUGGGGUCAGGGGAGGGUGACAUCGUCCAUUCACCUGGUGGACUGGGCUGCAUGCCUCCCCGAAGCUCUUCCCCUGGAGGCCUCCCUUCAUCUCGGGCACAGCCACAGUCUCAUCUCUAAUGUUCUAUGCAAUGAAAUAUAAACCCUCAAAGACAACUGUUAAUAUUUAAUAAAUUCCAUGUUACAUAUAAGGAGUUAAUUGCAAACACGCAGUUGAGAAACUGGGUAGAUCUGCUCAUAUCACCACCCCAACGCAAUCCUUGUUCUCACUGUGUGUGUGUGUGUGUGUGUGUGUGUGUGUGUGUGUACGUGUGAGAAAGCAAGAGCAUGAGUGUGUGUGAAUAUGAGCGCGUGCGCGUGUGUAAAUUCUAAGUCUGUGGCAUGUUUGACCUGUGGCAGGACUCGCUGCUGCCAGGUGAGUCGCCGCCUGUCUCGCAGUGGAGCAUGCACAGCUCGCAGCUUCUUUGCACGAUUUCAUUCAUUUUAAAUGCUCGACCCUCCUGCUUGGAGUUCUUUUUGCCUCCAACCCUCUCCUCUAGGAGCAGUUCUCCCCUGACUUCAGCACACGCCGGUAAAGACCUGCCCCAGGCCACGGGGCGGGCAGUGAGGCCCCCAUCCACCUUGCAGUUUUUAUCUGUCUACAAUAGCAAAAAAAAAAAAAAAAAAAAAAAAAAAAAAAAAAACACCUCAGACUAGACAGAGAUAGGAGCCCGCACAGGAUGCAUGUGUGUGGACAUUCUGUGGGUUUGCUGCUGUAGGACUUCUGCUUGUACAUCAUUCUUCCCUCCUAUCCCAGGCCUGAGGCAGCGGCGUCUGGUCACCCCUUCCCAGGCGGGCACCCCUCAAGGGGAAAGCUGGGCUACAUCUGCGGAGAGGCAGAAGCCAACAGAUCCUGGCUGUGCCCUAGGAUCCGUAGGUCUUGACUGAACCUGCUCUAUGUCUCUCCUGAGUGGUGAGGAGACUCAAAGGGCUGACCCAAGAAAUCUGGCAUAGAUCCAGGGGUCAUAGGGUGCCCGGGAAGAGCUGGCUACGGGCUCUUUGGCUAAAAAUAUCAUCCAGAACGACAUAAAUAACAGCUUCAAGCUGAGAUCAGAGGGUUUCUCGAAAGCAAAAUUUCCUGAAGAGCUUGCCUCCUUUUCCUCCAAAGCGUAAGAUUUCCACCGUUGCCGGCAUCUCCUCCACUGGUCCAGGGAGAGGGCGGACAGCAGCUGCCUGGCCCUCGAAGUCUGACUGCCUCCAGCGUGCUCCGGUGCAUACCAUGCAUUUCUCAGGGGUCCACAUUCCUCGUGCUUUUUCAAACGGCCUACCAGUCCUUUAGAGCGGGAUCCCAUCCCACCUUUGGCAGCUGCGGAUGGGACAGUUCAAGCUGUGUUAGUUAGACUUAAGACCCUGAGUUCCUGGGAUUUGGCUUUCUUGCUAUGGAACAUCUCAGAGAUCAGACCUGGGCUGUAUGAGGCCAUCUGAGCAAGGGCUGAAGAAGACCCUCAUUGAGGAACUGGAGCCACAGAGGCCCAGGUUUGUAUGGGAUGUGCCCAGUGUUUAGACACUUGGGGUCAUGGCGGUAUCCGCUUCCACUAGUAGUCAAGGGAUUAGACCAGCAGCUGAGAGCAGGCAGGAUGUCCACAGGUCAACCUCUGGCAGCCCUCCUAGGCUUUAAAGUAUUAACUUCUCAGCAAAUUUCUUUUCUGGCCAGAUUCUGAGUUUGACAUUUCUGAUAUCUGCUACUCUAUCCCUGGCUGUACCCACAGGACAGAUCUUUGUCCCUUUGUGAAUAUGGCUGCAGCAGUCUUCUAGGUCAUGGGUAUCCUGGCUCUUGCGUUGACUCUAGGGCUAUGACAGCCAGAGGCUUGGGGACCAGCAUUUGUAGCUGUAGGACACGGUAAGCAAUGGGUGCAAUCUCCAAGUAUUUAAGAAGUCUCUGGGUAGAGUCCAGACCAUCUCCAUUUUCUCCUCUCAGCGUCAUAAGCGAGGGUACCCUCCUCUGCGUACCCAAGGCCUCAACACUCACGUCACAGUGACAGUCCUCCUGUCAUCAUCUUUCUAUUUCUUGGGCAUGGCAAAUGGUCUCAGGGCCCACAGUGAGAGAGCAACAAGGGCAGCAAUUCUGGCCUGUUUUCUGGAGCCUACGAGGAGUUUUCCCAGGCAGGUCCUUUGCCAUGAGAGUACAGUCCUAUUAGCCCUUCUCCUCCCAUGCUGUAAAUAUUUGUCAUCAUGGACUCCAGCAGGGUCGGAGGGACAGAUCUAAUCAAUGGAAACUCCUCAGAGAUGCCAUCUCUGUCUCCCUGGGUGCCAGCACCCUGCCACCGUAUGCACCGGGUGGCACUGGAGAGCCAUAGAAGUCGUGAGAUACCGUAUGUGUAAGCAUGUGUACAUGAGUGUGUGUGUGUGUAUGUAUGUGUGUAUGUGUGUGUGUGUUUGUGCGUUCAUGCGUGUGCGCACAAGUCUCAUUCAGCCUCUGGGGUCAAAUCAGCUCCUCUCCAAGCGGGGCACCCUGAGGAGUAGUGGCCAUCUACAUAUUUUCCUCUAGCUUCCAUGUCUUGUUUUUGCUUUCCCUUCCCUCUCUUUCCUUCUCUCCUUUAUUUGAGGGGGAAGUGCUGUACAAAGUCAAACAAACAAGUUUACAGUUGUAAGUGCAAUGACCCGAGUCCUCCACAUGACCUUGUGAAUUGUGUGCCGUCCUCCUGUGCUCUGUGAGAACUCGUGGUACUUCAGUGUCCCUCCCCUGUAUUGUGACAAGGUAUUUCUGUGGUAUCAGAAUAAAAGGACUUGAUAUAAACAGA
Messenger RNA from Meriones unguiculatus (Mongolian gerbil), 15877 nucleotides. It is a transcript of the gene Bsn, whose product is annotated as bassoon presynaptic cytomatrix protein. Lineage: Eukaryota; Metazoa; Chordata; Mammalia; Rodentia; Muridae. The transcript is spliced from 12 exons. The coding region runs from base 134 to 11863 and encodes 3909 amino acids. The record is from RefSeq and is a predicted model, not a curated record. Gene Ontology annotation, biological process: protein localization to synapse; presynaptic active zone assembly. Gene Ontology annotation, cellular component: cytoskeleton of presynaptic active zone; glutamatergic synapse; GABA-ergic synapse. Gene Ontology annotation, molecular function: structural constituent of presynaptic active zone; metal ion binding.